Saccharomycopsis crataegensis is the source of this 2703-nucleotide messenger RNA. RefSeq names its product Swi3p (gene SWI3). The record is from RefSeq and is a predicted model, not a curated record. Gene Ontology annotation, cellular component: SWI/SNF complex. The transcript has a single exon. Gene Ontology annotation, molecular function: histone binding; DNA binding. Bases 1 to 2703 code for a protein of 900 amino acids. Gene Ontology annotation, biological process: positive regulation of DNA-templated transcription. Lineage: Eukaryota; Fungi; Ascomycota; Saccharomycetes; Ascoideales; Saccharomycopsidaceae.
AUGAGUGAUACAGGAAAUUUUCCAGCGGAUGCAGAUGUACCAAUUGGUGCUGUCCCCAACAAUGUGGCUGAUGUUGUUAAUGCGAACAGUGAAGCUCAAAACGAACGUGAAGCGGCAAUUGAAACUGAAACCGUCAAUAAUUCUGAAUUAAAUAAAGAGAAAGAGCCAAAGUUUCAUGACGAAGAUGAAGAUUCAAAGAAAGGAAAUGCAGCCUAUGAAUCCAAUCAAGAAAUCAACAAUCCUCAAGAGAUGAUUUUGACCUCUGGUUCUGAAAUCGCGAAACCAGACGCGACUUUACAAGGCGGAAAAAUACAAUCAAGCAGCGAAGAUCAACUAAAGGAAUCAGCCAAAAUACAUGAAGAAGAAGGUUCCUCGGAACCAACGGAGUCAAUUGCUAAUCCACUUGAUGUCAAAUUGCGAAAUGAAGAAAUAAUAUCACAGCCAGAUGCACCAUCGAGUAUAGAGUCAAAAGUGGUGCCAAAGUUUUAUGAAAGUGAAGAAUUAAAUGUUCUUGAUAAUGUUGAUAAUGUUGAUGAUAAUGUUAUUAGCUCUAAUAAUAAUAGUAAUAAUAUUGGGGAUAAUGGUAGUGAAAUCAAUAACAAUAAUGAACACAGGAAUGACAACAACGAUAGUAAUAAUAAUAAUAAUAAUAAUAACAACAAUGAUAAUGAUGAAAAAGAAGAUGAAGAUAACAGUAAAGAAGAUGAAAAAUUGCAACUUUCUAAUUCCAAUGAUAAUAAUCUGAUGUCAGCAUCUCAGAGCAUAAAUAAUAAUAACCAAGUGCUGACCGAAACAGGAGACGAAGAUGAAAUAUUGAAGGAUGCCAAAGAACAUUUGACCAUGGAAGCCAAUGCUGUUUCGAACUCACUUAAAAUAAAUAUUACUGAAAAUCUGGAGAUUGGUGAUAAUAGUCUUACAGUCAAAGAGGAACCUAUAGAACAUGAUAUUGAAGGCGUACCGCAGUUACAUAAGAUUGUUCUUCCUUCAUAUGCUUCCUGGUUUUCUCUUAAAAAAAUUAACUCGAUUGAAAUACGUGCCUUGCCGGAAUUUUUCAACAACUCAAAUCGAUCGAAGACCCCAUUAAUAUACUUGAAUUAUAGAAACUUCAUGAUCAAUGCUUAUAGAUUAAACCCAAAUGAAUAUUUGACAUUAACAGCGGUUAGAAGAAAUUUAGCAGGAGAUGUCGGAUCUUUAUUGAGAAUUCACAGAUUCUUGACUAAAUGGGGUAUCAUAAACUAUCAAGUUAAUCCACAAAAUAGGGUCUACAACGUUGAACCACCUGAAAUAAAUGAUCCAAAAAUCAGCUAUGAUCAUCCUAGAGGUUUGUUUCCGUUUGAGAGCUAUGCUUUACCAGCUGAGAAGGAUAAACUUGAGAAAAUUAAACAAUUGAUGAAUGUCAAAAAAAAUACCACGGAAUCGAAUGGUAAUGAAAAUUUAUCGGAUAAUAAGGAUCCUUCAGUAUAUGAUGCUGGAGUGUCAAAAUCUUUUAAACGUCCAAAAAUUGUAAAUAACGAUUAUAAUUCUGAUUGGUCAGCGUUAGAAUUGAAGAAACUCUUGGUUGCAAUUCACGAUGAGUCUGUGGGUGACAAUAAGCAACUCGAUUGGUAUAGAAUUGCAACUUUUGUAGGGACCAAAACCCCUGAACAAUGUAUUGCAAGAUUUAUACAGUUACCUAUAGAAGAUCCUUUCCUUGAAUCAUUUGACGCCAGGAAUGAUCAGCUUGGUGCUUUAAAAUACGCGCCACAUUUUCCAUACUCCAAAGCAGAUAAUCCUGUGAUAUCGACUAUUUCAUUCUUAUGUGGGUUGGUGGAUAAAGAAGUAUUAGCAGCAUCAAGAGAUAGAGUAAUCAGAAAAGUCGAUGAAGUUUAUUUAGAGAGACUAAAAAGAGAGAUUGAAAGAAGUGAAAAGAAAGCAACUCCAGAAGCUGCAAAUGUGGAAGGUGAUUCGGAUGAGAAUAAGGAUGAGAAUAAGGAUGAGAAUAAGGAUGAGAAUAAGGAUGAGAAUAGGAAUGAGAAUAAGGAUGAGAAUAAGGAUGAUAGAAAUUCUGAUGUUGAAAUGAAAGAUCCUGAACUGUUAGAUGAGUUUGAACCAACAGUUUCUGCAAAUAAAGCUCCAGAGAAAGCAAACUCGACAUUUCAUGAAUCCCUCAAAGAAGGUGCCACUACUGCUAUCUCCUCGAUGGCAGCAAGAUCUCAUAUUUUCUCAAAAUAUGAAGAGAGACAAUUGAAUCACUUUAUUUCCAUGAUGAUAAACCUGGAGAUUUCAAAAGUUGAAUUAAAGCUCUCCAAAUUAUCGGCGGCAGAAAUGGAAAUUGAAUUACAAAAAAAAUUAUUGAAUUCAUUGCAAGAAGAAAUUUUUACCGACAGGUUAAAUUUAGCCAAGUUUCAAAAAUCCGUGCGUGGAAGCUUCCAAAAUAUACAGGAUGAAUUAUCCACAGUUUUAAAGAAUAUGCAAGAGAAGACGGCGGCCAAUACUGAAAGUCACCCAAUUACCAAUGAGCAAUUACUUGAAAAGUUGCAAAAAAUUGAAGCUUCUUUGUCACAAACAAAAACAAUGUUGGGCUCCUCUUCUAAAUUUAGCUUGUUCAACAAUGAACCUAAGAAAAUUGAUGAUGAGGAAAUAACAACUAAUGAAGAAGAUAUUGAUGAAACAAAGCCUGUCAGUAUUGAAGUACCUCAUCUAUACAAGUUCUGGGCUGGUUGA